CUAAGAGUAAUUGCUGUUCUCUGAAGAGAAAUAUUGAGACAUCAACGAGAAACCUACAAUGGGAGUAACAGUACAAAACGUAACAGGAAACACAGCCCUGGUAAUCUGGCCCAAAAUAGCAAGCUGUGCUGACAGCUUUUACAGCGUUAUGUACAACCCCAACUGGGACAAAACGCUGUCAGGGUAUACCAGAAAACAUUUUCAAAAAGAGGAGAGAGUUCCAGGCAGCCGCUCUUCGUUUGUCAUUGAGAACCUGAUUCCACUAACAACUUACAUUCUGUGUGUAACGUGCCAGUCAGCAAACCCAUCCAGUGACCAAUGCCGCAUUUUUAACACCCCCAAGCAAGAUCCAGCGUCCAUGAGCAACAAGAAGAAAGACCUAGCAGUGGGCAUAUGGCUAACCAGUUCUGUUCUGCUUCUCAUCAUUGCUGGUAUCCUUGUCUAUGGCUGCUUGCACAUAUGGUGGCGCAAAAGAACCGAGGGUUUAGAGGCACAAAGCAUGCCUCUGGGAGAAAAGGAAGAGGCAUGGACCAAAAACAAAUUAUACAGUUCGGCUGGGUUUCCCAAGGAAGCCCAGCCUGGCCAACAAAUGGAGAUUAGAAAUGCAGAUGGCGUCCAAAUGGCCACUAUAAUUGCCAAUCCUCUAGCAUCUAAAGAGCCCACUAUGCUGACUUCCAAAAGUGAGGAUUUGGUGCCUUUGUCUAUAUGUCAAUCUGCUGUAAACUAGCUGACCU
Molecule: messenger RNA, 734 nt
Organism: Euleptes europaea (tarantolino)
Lineage: Eukaryota; Metazoa; Chordata; Lepidosauria; Squamata; Sphaerodactylidae
Gene: FNDC9
Product: fibronectin type III domain containing 9
Exons: 1
Coding region: 59-727 (222 amino acids)
Molecular function (GO): protein binding
Source: RefSeq, a predicted model, not a curated record